Molecule: messenger RNA, 2014 nt
Organism: Gossypium arboreum
Lineage: Eukaryota; Viridiplantae; Streptophyta; Magnoliopsida; Malvales; Malvaceae
Exons: 1
Coding region: 488-1528 (346 amino acids)
Source: RefSeq, a predicted model, not a curated record
CGGUUGGCAUCACUGCCUGAUAUAAUAUUGUUUCUUUGACGGUGCUUUUAGAAAUUUGGAUGAAUUUACAGUCAAUUUAAAAUUAAUUAAUGCCUAUCUUGUGCCUUUUGUCGCUUGCCAAACUGAGGUCCCUUCCUGGCUGUAACCAUCGAAAUCCAUAUCCUGUCGACAAAUAUUUCCAAAUCUUGAAAAAUCAGAAAGGCUCAUUACAAGCUGUUACAGACUAAGGAUCUUCGGCGCCAUUGCAUGCAAAAAAUGGUAGCUCAUUUUGUGUAAUCCUUCUCUUCUUUUAUUUAACACUCGAGGAUCUCCCUCCUAUUUCACAAUCUAAUAUUCAAGCUUUUACCUUCAAUUUCAUUUUGUGUUUUGGGGACUGCUCAGCAGUUAAAGAGUUGGAUCUAGCUCUUUCAGAUUUGAUCUGCGCUUGUCUAUCAUUUCCAAUGUUUACGUAGGUUCUUGGUUUGAUAUUUUCUGGGUAUUGGAUAUAAUGGAAAUUUCUACCGUUACUUCUCCACGAAUGAGGUCAGAUCAUCUAGAAAAGGAACGAUUGAAGGAAACCCAUCAUGGUCAAAGUUUUGAGCUACAAUCAUCCCACGAUGCUACUCAUCCUAACCACCGAUUCCAUUCGACGAGUGUUUUAGAGAUCUUAAGAGAAACUGUUAGGAUUUUACGGUACAAUUGUUCUGGUUUUAUGAUCAUUUUAGCUUUGUUAAUUUGCCCUGUAUCUGCAGUCCUUAUGUCUUCUAAUUUGUUAGUUGGUGAAUCCAUUGUGUACACUCUAACUGUUAGGCUUUUGUUAGUUGCUAAAACUAGUGGAGUUCCAUUCAGACCUUUCAUCAAACAGUCGUGCCAACAUUUAGUUGAGACGGCUGUUUCCUCAGUAACGUGCUUCCCUUUGCUCAUUACGUUUAGUUUGUUAUCAAAGGCUGCUGUGGUUUAUUGUGUAGAUUCUACUUAUUUGAAGGAAUCAGCUGAUGUUUCCAAAUUCUUUGUGAUAAUUCGAAAGCUUUGGAGGCAGCUUGUUUCUUCCUAUUUGUGGAUGUGUAUGGUAAUUGUUGGUUGUGUGACAACUUUCAUCAUUUUUCUUCUUGUGGCAUGUAGUGUACUCUCUGUUCUUGGAUUUUCACCUGAUAUAGUUGUCGUUGCGAUGAUAAUGAUUGGGCUAGUUUUUGCAAUUGUUUUCGCCAAUGUUGUUGUUGUCUGCGAUAUGGGGAUUGUAAUGUGUGUGUUGGAGGAAGUUUGGGGAGUACAAGCAUUGGUUCGAGCCGGUGUCCUAAUCAAGGGGCAGACUCAGGUUGGCCUGUUGAUAUUUCUUGUAUCUACAAUUGGAUUGACAUUUGUGGAGGGGUUGUUUAAACAUAGGGUACAGACGUUGAGUUAUGGAGACGGGUCUUCUAGGAUCUGGGAGGGGCCUUUGUUGGUGAUAAUGUAUUCGUUUGUGGUGCUUGUUCAUUCCAUGAUGAAUACAGUUUUCUAUUUCAGUUGCAAAUCGUACACUUUCGGUGACCAUCAAUCAAUGUUGUUCUGAAUUUUUGGGUGUUAAAUGAUAUCAUGUACAUUGCUACGUGUAGAUUCGGAUACGGUUGCCAGUUCCAUUCUUGGAGUACUAAAGGAGAGGAGUUGUGGUUGGUUAGGUAGAACUCCAACAAGCAGGGUUUUCUGCUCAUGAGUGCUAAAGAUGAUCCUCUCAACCCUUCCAAAGACAUUCAUGGCUCAGGUGCAUAAAAUUUCUUGUAUUCUAAGAACAGACAUGAAACAAUUUGAUUCUAUCCUCGUACUUCCUUUUGUAUUCAUUGAGGGUGUGUUUGGUUGGGUGGAAAAUUGGAGAGAUGAGAAGAGGGGGUGAAAAAGUGAAAAGAAAAUAAAUUUUGAGUAUGUUUGAUUGAGAAAACAAGUGAGAGUAAAGAAAAUAGAAGGGAUGACCAAUUUUCAUCCUAAUGCAUAAAAAUUAUUUCUUUCAAAUUGGAUAGAUGAAAGGAGAGAAAAUAAGAGAGGUGUAUAUGCUAGUUCAAAA